This is a messenger RNA of Parnassius apollo (apollo), 1068 nucleotides long. NCBI's taxonomy places the organism in Eukaryota, Metazoa, Arthropoda, Insecta, Lepidoptera, Papilionidae. The record is from the annotation of a GenBank genome assembly.
AUGAUGGAAUACGGAAGAACGCGCAAAGGGCCGCUGCCUGGAGGUCGCCAGGGCGCGUCUGGAGCUGGCGCUGGACGCGGCAGCAUGCGAACCGCCAGCCGAGCGCGAGGUGCUGCACGACCACCCAGCAGCCCCUCGCAUCCAUCAUCCCCACCAGCUGGCUUGGUGUCGGCAGGGUCUUCGCGGGCCCAGCAAUCGGCACCCGCCUCUGGUGGAGUACGCCGCAUGCGUUGGACAACCCAGAUGAACAGCAACGCAUUGCGGGCGUAUUUUGGGGCGAAAGGGAGAGAAACUGGAUGUUUGGCGUAUCGGGCUAGGAUGCAUCGUCUUUUUGCUGAGCUGGAGCCAUCUUUAACCGUCACAGAGCAAAACCUGGCAGACCGAGUUCGGUAUAUCUUGCGCUCAAAUAUAUUUGAUGUCGCCGAACUCGAACGGCUACGACGUGAGGCUGUUCCCUCGUCGGAUGAGAAUGCUACGGCUGAGGAUGCGGCGCCACAAAUGGUAGAGCAACCCGCAAACGUGGAUGCCGCCGUGAAUACCCCAGUUGUGGUUGAUUCAAACGAUGAUGGAACAGUCGCCCAGGAACUGGAAUUAGAGCAUAUGAGGAGUACAUUGGAAGAGGCGAUUGUGGAAACGCGCAGUACGCCUCUCGAAAAUCGACCGCGACUUCCCCGCAUAGCCCUAAGCAAGCGGAAUCGGGCUGUCGUGAGGGCUCUGAACCCAAUGCUGGUGACCUAUUUGGAAGCCAGCCGGGACCUUUGCGAGACGGACUCAAUUCUUUUUGGCGCCGCGCUGGCAGUCUGCCGUAUCAUAGGCGCUAAGGUUUCCACGGCUGGACGCGCUACUGGCCAUAGUAGCGCUAUCCCAGCAUGGAGAAGAAGAAUUGAGGAACGUAUCGCAAAGGCUAGAGCUCUCAUCGGCAGACUGAUAUGCUUCAGAUCAGGCAACAACAGGCCAAGAAUUGUGCGCACCGUCAGGAUGGCGUUUGCUGGGACAAAUGUCAGUUUGUCCCAACCAGAAGUCGCUCCCAAGCCUCUUCACUACUGGGAUCACUCAUUUGGUUCCUAA